Molecule: messenger RNA, 2084 nt
Organism: Conger conger (European conger)
Lineage: Eukaryota; Metazoa; Chordata; Actinopteri; Anguilliformes; Congridae
Product: probable G-protein coupled receptor
Exons: 2
Coding region: 216-1502 (428 amino acids)
Biological process (GO): G protein-coupled receptor signaling pathway
Cellular component (GO): signaling receptor complex; endosome; plasma membrane
Molecular function (GO): G protein-coupled receptor activity
Source: RefSeq, a predicted model, not a curated record
AGAAAAUACAACUUUGUGCUUGACAGUUUCAUGACCUGAGGAGGACAUCUGGAAAAAAACCUGGGAAAUUGUAUUUGGUAUUCAACAUCUAUCACUAGACAGUGAAUCUGAGGAAUAUAUUAAGUGUGAUGCCUGACAUCCUAAAAGAGAAAUUCCUUGGACUUCACAGAAAAAUAAUGGGGGAAUUGUUAGCUCUUGAACCUUCACUGUGAAUUAUGGAAGAGUCUGUUCCAACGUUAAUCACAAACUGCACAGCACUGAAUGAUGCAUCUAGUCUCUGGGAGCCUAUGCCUUCAGCUCCCAGCAUGCAGCUGGGCAUUCUGCCCAGUGCCCAGUCACGUCUCAAGGACCUAGUGGGGAUGUUUUUCAUGGUGACACUGAACUUUGUGGCUCUCCUGGCCAACACUGCUGUGCUGGUGGUGAUCGUAAAAGCGCCGCAUCUGAGGAAGUUUGCGUUCGUUGGCCACCUGUGUGUGGUGGACCUGCUUUGUGCCGUGCUGCUGAUGCCCCUGGGGAUCGUGACCAGCUCGCCAUACUUUGGCACGGUGGCAUUCACUGUACUGGAGUGCCAGGUCUACAUCUUCCUCAAUGUGUUCCUCAUCUGCUCCUCCAUCCUCACCAUCACUGCCAUCAGCAUUGAGAGGUACUACUACAUCGUGCACCCCAUGAGGUACGAGGUCAAAAUGACCUACAGACUGGCAGUUGCUGUGAUGGUCUUCAUAUGGUUCAAGUCCGUUUCACUAGCCCUGGUCACCUUGUUUGGCUGGCCAGCCUAUGGGAACAAGAGCUCCAUUAGUGCAGCCCACUGCUCCCUGCAUUGGAGUCACAGUGACUACAGGAAGGUCUUUGCCAUUGUGUUCACCGUGAUGUGUUUCUGCCUGCCGGCGUUGGUGAUCUUCACCGUGUACUGCCGGGUCUACAGGGUGGCCCGCAUGGCUGCACGCCAACAAGCCCCCCUCCCUGCCUGGGCCUCCAAACCCAAGCGGCGUUCAGACUCCAUCAACAGCCAGACUACCAUCAUCACCACCACCAGGAACGUGCCCCAGCGGCCCUACCCGGAGAGGAUCUUUGGGGGAGGCAAGGCGGCACUCACCCUGGUGGUGAUUGUGGGCCAGUUCCUGCUCUGCUGGCUGCCUUACUUCACCUUCCACCUGCACUUAUCCCUGAACUCCUCCUUACGCAGCCCUGAGGAUGUGGAGGGUACAGUUACCUGGCUGGCCUACUCCUCCUUCACUGUGAAUCCUUUCUUCUAUGGGCUCCUGAACCGGCAGAUCAGGGAGGAGCUGUGUAAACUACGGCGGUGCUACAGGGCUCGGUCUGUGGACCCGGCAGCUUCCAGCCACGAGGGCUCAGCCCAGGAGAACUUCCUCCAGUUCCUGCAGAGGUCCAGCUGCACAGCUGAGACCCGGUCCAGCUGCCUCAACUCCAGUCCCCGGAACACACUGGAUCCUAGCACCCCGAGUUUCAGAAUCCCUGGGCAGAUCCCAGAGGAAUUCUGCUGAAAUUCCAGGUCAGGUGGCACUGACCAUGUCUGCACUAUUGAGGCUGGUUCCGCUCCCUGCUGCUAGGAUGCUGCAGUGUUACACCUGAAGAAAAAAUCCAGGUGACAUUUUUGAAGUGCCCUGAACACUGACAGAUUCAGUGUUCCAAAACUUCAUCCCAAAAAAAACAUGAAUAUCCAUUCAAGUAACAAUGCCAUGUUUUCAAAAGGUUGACCUCUCUGCUAGGCCUUACAUAUUUUGUACAAAUAACACUAAUGAAUCAUUCAUUUGGAUGGUUGUUGGCCUGCAGUUUGGUUCAGACUGUUCUCUGUAUUAUUUGUAUUUGUACUUAAUGGAUAGGUCAUAGGUUCAUUUGAAUCUACAGUGGUGUGCAAAAAUGUGGUGCACCCCUGGUAAAAAAACCUUUUAGAAUUAAUGUCUAAGCGAAGUAACCUGACCUCUAAAUGGUAUAACAUUAAACAUGACACAUUUCUUCAAAUUUAGAAGCAAGAUUUAAAAGUUUAAAAGUAAAAAAUGUUUUAAGUAAAAAGGCCCUGUGCAAAAGUUUGGGAACCCUGUCAGUUAGUACUUUGUAACUCCUCC